CGCGAGCAGGACCAAUACAUGCCUAUCGCGAACGUGAUCCGCAUAAUGCGUCGUAUUUUGCCACCCCAUGCAAAAAUAUCUGACGACGCCAAGGAGACCAUCCAGGAGUGUGUGUCAGAGUACAUUGCCUUCAUCACUGGGGAGGCCAACGAGCGCUGCCAGCGAGAGCAGCGCAAGACCGUCACUGCCGAGGACAUCCUCUGGGCGAUGGGGAAGCUUGGCUUCGACAACUACGUCGAGCCCCUCACUCUUUUCCUCCAGAAGCACCGGGAGUCGGAGAACAGCGACAGGUCCACUCUGAGAGCUGAGUUUAUGAAGAGGGAUCGUGCAGUGGAUUUUGGACCUGCUGGGCCCCCGAUUGCUCUAAUGCCUCCUCCUCCACCGCCUUAUGGGCCUGGCUAUCCUUUUGGGCCCCAGCAUGGUCCUGGGAUGUUCGACCCAUCCAUGCUUGGGAUGUUUAGGGAUGGGUCGUCAUCUGGCUCGGGCGGAGGAGCUGGGUCUUCUUCGGCUUCAGGGGAUCAGGGCCAGAAUUCCUUGGAGGGGUUUGAUCCGUUUGCUCAGUUCAAGUGAGCACAAUUUAAAGCAGGGUCUCUGCUUACCAGAAAACAAUGAAUAAGUAGUAAUUAAAGACUUUUGGAAUAAUAAAGUACUCGCUGGUUGUUGCUGUUGUAGACCAGUGUGGUGUACUUUUAUGUUUUAUCAUGGUUUCAGAAUAGCUGGGUUGUUUCAUUUGAGUGUUUUAAGACAGCUUGAGUAGUUGUGAUGUAAUCUUUGAUUAAUGAAACUCUUUUAUUUGGUA
This is a messenger RNA of Prunus dulcis (almond), 799 nucleotides long. Its product is annotated as nuclear transcription factor Y subunit B-9. Gene Ontology annotation, biological process: regulation of transcription by RNA polymerase II. The transcript has a single exon. Gene Ontology annotation, cellular component: CCAAT-binding factor complex. Bases 19 to 570 code for a protein of 183 amino acids. The record is from RefSeq and is a predicted model, not a curated record. Gene Ontology annotation, molecular function: RNA polymerase II cis-regulatory region sequence-specific DNA binding; protein heterodimerization activity; DNA-binding transcription activator activity, RNA polymerase II-specific. NCBI's taxonomy places the organism in Eukaryota, Viridiplantae, Streptophyta, Magnoliopsida, Rosales, Rosaceae.